Magnolia sinica is the source of this 2576-nucleotide messenger RNA. RefSeq lists its product as uncharacterized. The record is from RefSeq and is a predicted model, not a curated record. Gene Ontology annotation, cellular component: cytosol. Lineage: Eukaryota; Viridiplantae; Streptophyta; Magnoliopsida; Magnoliales; Magnoliaceae. Gene Ontology annotation, molecular function: phosphoribosylaminoimidazolecarboxamide formyltransferase activity; IMP cyclohydrolase activity. Gene Ontology annotation, biological process: 'de novo' IMP biosynthetic process.
UAAAACAAGUUGUAGUGCUUGAAGUAGAUGAUUACCCAAGAACACCCUAAAGUUGCCAAAAAGACGAGAGAGAAAGGGAAAGAAUGCAGGCAUUCAGAGCCUCUCCUAUUGCAAACACCACACAACCUGCUUACAGCAGAAGCGCCUCUCAGCUGUUUCAUCAACAGAAACACUCUUCUUCCUCCUCACAACGUUAUUCCUACUGUCUUCCUUCAUUGGUGCCGUGUAUCUCUAGUUUUGUUAAUCCUAUUAAAGCAAUGGCCGAUGCGAAAACUUUAUCUAUUCCUAAGGAUGAUUUGCCGUUGCAUUCUUCAGGCAAGAAGCAGGCAUUGAUAUCAUUGUCAGACAAGCGGGAUCUAGCUUUCCUCGGAAAUGGGCUUCAAGGCUUGGGGUAUUCUAUCGUUUCAACUGGUGGAACAGCAUCAGCUUUAGAUGCAGCAGGUAUCUCUGUGACAAAAGUGGAAGAACUUACUUGCUUUCCAGAAAUGCUUGAUGGUCGUGUGAAAACCUUACAUCCUAAUGUACAUGGUGGUAUUCUGGCUCGAAGAGAUCAGAACCAUCACAUGGAAGCUCUUAGUAAACAUGGAAUCGGGACAUUUGACAUAGUGGUGGUGAACUUGUAUCCUUUUGUUGAGAAGGUUACUUCUACCAGUGGAAUUACAUUUGAAGAUGGCAUAGAGAACAUUGAUAUUGGUGGGCCUACCUUGAUCAGAGCUGCUGCGAAGAAUCACAAGGAUGUUCUGGUAGUUGUUGAUGUCAAGGACUAUCCUGCCCUCCUUGAAUUUCCGCAAGGAAAAGAACAUGAUGAGCAGCAGUUCCGAAGGAAGCUUGCUUGGAAGGCUUUCCAGCAUGUUGCUUCUUAUGAUUCGGCCGUUUCGGAGUGGCUGUGGAAGCAAUCAGGAGGAGGGGAUAAGUUUCCUCCAAGCUUAACAGUGCCUCUCAAACUGCAAUGUUCGCUUCGAUAUGGUGAAAACCCUCAUCAAAAAGCUGCAUUUUAUGCCGAUAAGAGUCUAUCGGUGGUGAAUGCUGGUGGAAUUGCAACUGCUAUACAACACCAUGGGAAGGAGAUGUCUUAUAAUAACUAUUUAGAUGCAGAUGCAGCUUGGAACUGUGUGUCAGAAUUCAAGCGUCCAACAUGUGUGAUUGUAAAGCAUACAAAUCCCUGCGGGGUAGCGUCACGGGGCGACAUUCUUGAAGCAUAUAGGCUAGCCGUAAAAGCAGACCCAGUUAGUGCUUUUGGUGGUAUAGUAGCCUUCAAUGUGGAAAUUGAUGAGGAUCUAGCAAAGGAAAUCCGAGAGUUUAGGAGCCCAACAGAUGGUGAGACAUGGAUGUUCGAGAUAGUGGUUGCACCCAAGUAUUCGGAGAGGGGUCUUGAGGUCCUCCGUGGCAAGUCGAAGACCCUGAGGAUCCUUGAGGCAAGCAAGAAUGAGAAAGGAAAACUUUCACUAAGACAGGUUGGUGGGGGCUGGUUAGCCCAGGACUCUGAUGAUUUGACCCCGGAAGACAUUGAAUUUGGUGUUGUCUCCGAAAAGAGUCCGGGAGAAAGCGAGCUUCAGGAUGCAGAGUUUGCAUGGCUAUGUGUUAAGCAUGUCAAGAGCAAUGCCAUUGUAAUAGCCAAGAAUAACUGCAUGUUAGGGAUGGGGAGUGGACAACCAAACCGUCUGGAGAGUUUGAGGAUAGCUUUCAGAAAAGCAGGAGAAGAGGCUAAAGGAGCAGCUUUGGCUAGUGAUGCCUUUUUCCCAUUCGCAUGGAAUGAUGCGGUGGAAGAAGCAUGCGAGAAAGGGAUUGGGUUGAUCGUAGAACCAGGUGGCAGUAUCAGAGACAAGGAUGCCAUUGAGUGUUGCAACAAGUAUGGGGUCCCUCUCCUCUUCACCAAAGUGAGGCACUUCAGGCACUAGCAUCACUUGGGCUGAAUAUUGAACGGAUUCGGGCCCAGAAAAAUCAAUUUUGUUUUAAUAGAUCUGGCCAGGCAAACCUGGAUCAAUUUAUAACCGGGCCCGAAGUAAUCCUGGCCCGACCUGUUUGUUACCCUACUCUUAACUAUUGCUUCCCUUUUGGGUUGCAUCUCCAUCUCUUUUGGCUGGCUUUUUUUACUGUAUUAAUUAUUGUGGCAGGAACUGCAAGAGGUAUGCAUGGUUUACAGACCUUGAGAAGAAUAUUUAUUCUUGUAUGGUUCUCUUUACCAUCCGUUGGGUGGCCAACAAAAUAGGAGAAGAAAGCAGCAGCAUCUGCAUAGGACAAUGAUUGGAUGGCUAGGAUCUUCUCAUCUGAAAAUUUGGGGCAUUUCUCGUUUCAGUCGGGGUUGCUCUGUUCGAGUUUUUUUUGAAAUGAACUGCGACGUGCUAAUAUUAGAAGAAUGUUAGGUGCAUAAGAUUAACUGUCCAGAUUGUGUUCAUUGAAGCAUGUGGCCCACUUGUAUGGACUGGAUGCAACAGGGCACCAGGUGCUGAUGCAUCAGGUACCAAUGAUUCCUCUGGCCAGUAUUUGGUGAAUAUUUUAUUUUUCUUGCGUUUUGUUGUUCAUCCCAACUCCAUGUAAUUUCCAGAUGUGUUUUAUGUAUUUGAUGGUGUACUGUA